Molecule: messenger RNA, 642 nt
Organism: Chlamydomonas reinhardtii
Lineage: Eukaryota; Viridiplantae; Chlorophyta; Chlorophyceae; Chlamydomonadales; Chlamydomonadaceae
Exons: 1
Coding region: 43-354 (103 amino acids)
Biological process (GO): nucleosome assembly
Cellular component (GO): nucleosome
Molecular function (GO): protein heterodimerization activity; DNA binding; structural constituent of chromatin
Source: RefSeq, a predicted model, not a curated record
CUCACAGCUUUCUUUUUUUUCAAUUAACCGAACUCAUCUGAAAUGUCCGGACGUGGCAAGGGCGGCAAGGGCCUGGGCAAAGGCGGUGCCAAGCGCCACCGCAAGGUGCUUCGCGACAACAUCCAGGGCAUCACCAAGCCCGCUAUCCGCCGUCUGGCUCGCCGUGGCGGUGUGAAGCGUAUCAGUGGCCUGAUCUACGAGGAGACCCGCACGGUGCUGAAGACCUUCCUGGAGAACGUCAUCCGCGACUCGGUCACCUACACCGAGCACGCUCGCCGCAAGACCGUGACCGCCAUGGACGUGGUGUACGCGCUCAAGCGCCAGGGUCGCACCCUGUACGGCUUCGGUGGUUAAGCGGCUGCCAAGCUCAGGCGGCGGCUGUGGGAGGCAAGGCACGAGGCAAGGCACCGAGUCUUGCCCCAUCCACUGGCUGCCCGCCUCGUCAUCCAAACUCGGUGUUUCUCAACACCACCCUACUUUGGUCAUACCGUACUGCACCGGGCUGCGCCUAUGCUACCAAACUCAUAUCCAAGCUUUCAAAUCGUGUCUUGGCGUCGUGGGUGCUUCAUGAAGGGUGCUGGGUGCGCCGGGGGUCCCUAAGAGUAAGAGGAAGUUGCCGUGCAGAAUCUACUGAAUACUUAG